GCCCGCGCAGCUGCACCGGCGCUUCGCCACUUGUCCCUGAGUCUCAGCUCGCCACCAUGUCGGAAACCGCUCCUGCCGCGCCCGCCGCCGCGCCCCCUGCGGAGAAGGCCCCGGUGAAGAAGAAGGCAGCCAAGAAGGGCGCGGGGGUUCGCCGCAAGGCGUCCGGGCCGCCGGUGUCCGAGCUCAUCACCAAGGCCGUGGCCGCCUCCAAGGAGCGCAGCGGCGUGUCGCUGGCCGCGCUCAAGAAGGCGCUGGCGGCCGCCGGCUACGACGUGGAGAAGAACAACAGCCGCAUCAAGCUGGGCCUCAAGAGCCUGGUGAGCAAGGGCACCCUGGUGCAGACCAAGGGCACCGGCGCCUCGGGCUCCUUCAAGCUCAACAAGAAGGCGGCCCCCGGCGAGGCCAAGCCCAAGGCCAAGAAGGCCGGCCCGGCCAAGCCCAAGAAGGCUGCCGGCGCGGCCAAGAAGCCCAAGAAGGCGGCGGGCUCGGCCACCCCCAAGAAGGGCGCCAAGAAGACCCCGAAGAAGGCGAAGAAGCCUGCGGCGGCCGCCGUGGCCAAGAAGGUGGCCAAGAGUCCGAAGAAGGCGAAGGCGGCCAAGCCCAAGAAGGUCGCCAAGAGCGCAGCCAAGGCUGUGAAGCCCAAGGCCGCCAAGCCCAAGGUUGCCAAGCCUAAGAAGGCUGCCCCCAAAAAGAAGUAGGUGGUUGCGCGUCUGCUUCGAAAACUCCCCAAAAAAGG
Messenger RNA from Pteropus alecto (black flying fox), 736 nucleotides. RefSeq names its product histone H1.2. Gene Ontology annotation, biological process: nucleosome assembly. Gene Ontology annotation, molecular function: structural constituent of chromatin; DNA binding. The coding region runs from base 57 to 698 and encodes 213 amino acids. The transcript has a single exon. NCBI's taxonomy places the organism in Eukaryota, Metazoa, Chordata, Mammalia, Chiroptera, Pteropodidae. The record is from RefSeq and is a predicted model, not a curated record. Gene Ontology annotation, cellular component: nucleosome.